Molecule: messenger RNA, 2394 nt
Organism: Aspergillus mulundensis
Lineage: Eukaryota; Fungi; Ascomycota; Eurotiomycetes; Eurotiales; Aspergillaceae
Product: dynamin-related GTPase DNM1
Exons: 3
Coding region: 1-2394 (797 amino acids)
Biological process (GO): mitochondrial fission; peroxisome fission
Cellular component (GO): microtubule; membrane; cytoplasm
Molecular function (GO): GTPase activity; GTP binding; microtubule binding
Source: RefSeq, a predicted model, not a curated record
AUGGCCGCCUUAGGGGAAAAUCUGUUGGUGACAGUCAAUAAGCUGCAGGACUUGGUCUUCAACACCAUUGGAAAUGAUUCGCUUGAUUUACCGCAGAUUGUCGUUGUCGGCUCCCAGUCGUCCGGGAAAUCCUCUGUAUUGGAAAAUAUAGUUGGCAGAGACUUUCUUCCCCGAGGAAGUGGGAUUGUGACUCGAAGGCCGUUGAUCUUGCAACUCAUAAACAUCCCUAACGAGCGGCAUGACCAACCAGAGGGCGAUGAGGCUCACGUUCCCCAUACAGCUGCCAGUGUGCCCGGGCAAAACGAAUGGGCAGAGUUUCAUCAUCAUCCUGGCCGGAAGUUUGAUGAUUUCGCUGCCGUGAAGCAGGAGAUUGAGGCCGAGACCGCAAGAAUAGCUGGAAAUAACAAGGGCAUCAACCGGCAGCCGAUCAACCUCAAGAUAUUCUCACCUCAUGUGCUGAACCUCACCAUGGUUGAUCUGCCAGGUCUAACUAAAGUGCCAAUUGGAGAUCAGCCGUCGGAUAUUGAAAAGCAAACACGCACUUUGAUACUCGAAUACAUCGCGAAACCAAAUAGUAUCAUCCUGGCAGUCUCGCCAGCGAAUGUUGACUUGGUCAAUUCCGAGUCGCUGAAGCUUGCCCGUCAGGUUGAUCCUAUGGGACGAAGAACGAUUGGCGUCUUGACCAAGUUGGACCUCAUGGAUCAUGGGACUAAUGCCAUGGACAUUCUAUCCGGCCGAGUCUAUCCGCUUAAACUUGGCUUCAUUGGAGUAGUCAACAGAUCCCAGCAAGAUAUUCAAUCUGGCAAAUCCCUUUCCCAGGCUCUUCAAGCUGAACUCGACUUCUUCCGGCACCACCCGGCGUAUCGAAAUAUGGCUAAUAGAUGCGGCACUCAAUUCCUUGCCAAAACAUUGAAUUCGACAUUAAUGUCCCAUAUAAGAGAUCGCCUACCAGACAUCAAAGCCCGUCUUAACACACUCAUGGGUCAAACGCAGCAGGAGCUCGCCAGCUAUGGCAACAAGCAAUUCAGCGGUAAAGAACAUCGCGGUUCUCUUAUAUUGCAGCUGAUGACACGAUUCGCAUCAUCUUUUAUAUCCUCAAUCGAUGGAACAUCCUCAGAAAUAUCCACGAAAGAGUUAUGUGGUGGCGCUAGGAUAUACUAUAUAUUCAAUUCUGUCUUCGGCAACUCUCUCGACACGGUCGAUCCCACUCAGAAUCUUUCGGUUUCUGAUAUAAGGACGGCUAUUCGAAACUCAACGGGGCCGCGCCCAAGUCUUUUUGUCCCAGAACUUGCUUUUGAUCUUCUCGUGAAACCUCAGAUCAAACUGCUUGAGCCCCCUAGCCAGCGAUGCGUUGAGUUAGUUUAUGAGGAACUAAUCAAGAUAUGCCAUACUUGUGGCUCGCAAGAGUUGCUACGCUUCCCACGCCUUCAAGCAAAACUAAUCGAAGUUGUGUCGGACCUCUUGCGUGAAAGGCUAGGUCCUUGCUCGUCUUACGUUGAGUCGUUGAUAUCCAUUCAGAGGGCCUAUAUCAACACGAACCAUCCGAACUUUCUUGGUGCAGCCGCCGCGAUGUCAUCUAUAAUUCAAAGCAAACAGGAACAGGAAAGGAAGGCUGCGCUCGCGGAAGACCGACGCAAACGCGAGAAGAGACGGAUUAGGGAACUUGGUCCUCCGAACGGGAAUUCACCAGCUUAUCCCGAAGACGAAGAGGAGCAGCCAGAGUCUAAACAUCUCCCCAUGAGGACUCAAUCCAGUAAGGGGUCUCGAAGCAUGUCCCCUCAUUUUGGCAAGUCGCAAGAAAAUGGAAUCACGGCGACCUUGAACGGGACGCAUUCAAACCUUCAGCCCGCUUUUGGGGGCGCGAAUACCACCCGCGAUUCGUUUUUGAAUUACUUCUUCGGCAAAGAUGGCGCCCAGCUUCAGGCCACUACAUCAGUUGUCCCAGGUCAGAGCCAAGCGAGGCAGUCGGUCCAUGAGGUCAACGUGAGCUCAAACGUUCGACGUACAGAGAUGCUUUCUCCGGUGUCGAAGCCAGAGGAAUAUACUCCUGUGCCUGAGUUCAAUGAUGCGAAUUCCUUCUUGAAGGAUGAAUCCGAGCCAGCAAUCUCCGACCGAGAGCUUGUGGAGACUGAGUUGAUCCGCCGGUUGAUUUCCUCUUACUUUACGAUUGUGAGAGAGACGAUUGCCGAUCAGGUUCCAAAAGCCAUUAUGCACCUUCUUGUCAAUCACAGUAAAGACGUUGUGCAAAAUCGACUCGUCAGCGAGCUUUACAAGGAAGAGUUUUUUGCCGAACUUCUGUAUGAGGAUGAUGGCAUCAAAGCCGAAAGGGAGAAAUGCGAGAGGUUACUAGAAACAUACAAGGCUGCGGCGAAAAUUGUAGGUGAAGUCCUAUAG